GAUAAGUCUAAGCUGUUCGUUUCCGCUAAUAAUAUUAUUCGCCGUGUGCCGCACGCACUUUUACUUUCUUGAAGUACAUUUCCAAAAUUUGUUGUUGUUGCUGAAAAUGGUAGGUAACUCGCAGGAAUACAAUGACUAAGAAUGCCUGCCAAAUCUAUUAAAUCCACCCAUUCUCUGAGGAGUUCCACUAAAGUUCACCCUCAACCAUCUCUUCGUUCUAGCCUAACAACAAAUGGAAGCGAGUUGCAACAGGACCAGCGUGCCAAAUCCACUUCUUCUGCUAAGAACGAUGCUUACAAAGAAGCUCUUCAACGUAGUCUCAUGGAGUCGCAGAUAGAACGAGAUUUUCUAAAUGGAGCAGCUCUGUCUAGAUAUAACACUGGCGCGGAGGACCACGCCCUCUUUUCUGAAGGCACCUUGUCAGAACGCAUGCUCACCAUAACAACAACUGGAGGAUUAUCAUUUGGUACACCGGCGACUGGUGAAGGGGACAUUGAAGACAUCACAGCGGAAGAUUUUCCUGAAUUCCGUAUCGAGACGGCUGCUGACAAGAUGAAAGUGAACCUUACGGAUGACCUUAUUGUUUCCUUGACAACUAGGGAGGAGGAUAGCAAGUUAGGGAUUAACGCUGCGUGGCAGAGCAUCAACGAGAUAAGAACAGACAUAUUCGAGAGUCGCAUAGCAGAGAAGUGCGUUUGGUUUGACCUGAGUGGGAACAGUCUGCAGUUCGAUAGUUAUGCAAGAGAGGAAAAUGUUCUGGGGACUGUGAAGUCCAGGCAAAGUUCUCCUUGUCAUGUUCCGGACAUUUGGAGCUCGUUUCAGAGCCUAGAAGACCUGACAUUCGGACAGUCGUGUAGUGAAGAGAGCACUUGUAAACGAGGGAACCUACUACGGAACAUCCCCUUCUCAAUCUUCAGUCUGACUACUCUGAGGGUACUGAGUUUUAGCAGCAACCAUCUCCAGGAGGUCCCCAGAGAGGUGGCAAACUUAGUGAACCUAGAAAAGCUUAGUUUGGACGACAACGAGCUCCUAGAAUUUCAACCAGCACUGCUUGAUCUACCAAAACUGAGGUUCCUCGACCUAGACAACAAUUCUCUGGAACAUGUUGAACUGAACACCUUACCUCGAUACCUGAGAUGCCUCCGACUGAAGGGGAACAACAUCUCCCACAUCUCUCUUCUUCCCUGUAAAAACAGUUUGCAACAACUGGAUUUGUCCUGCAAUAACUUGAAAAACAUCGACAACAUAUCUUUCAAAUGUUUGGUUAAAUUAAAGUUCUUUGACUUGUCUUCAAAUGUUAUAGAAGAGAUUCCCAGUUUGAUCGGGAAACUAGAGAACUUAAGGAAACUUUAUCUUGAUGAUAACAUGUUAGAGAUGCUGACUCCGUCCAUUUGCUUGCUACAGAAGCUGAACGUUUUGAACCUCUCAGAGAACAGUUUGACCGACCUUCCCCCGGACAUUGGACCUGGGUUGUUUGAGGGAACUCAUGUCGAGAACAACGAGCUAGAAACACUCCCUGUUGAACUUGAAAGAGUACCUAGACUACUGACUCUCUGCCUCAGUGGAAAUAAACUCGUAGCAGUUCCUCCGGUCAUCGCACGUCUGCCCUACCUCAGAGAUCUUCUUCUUUUCAACAACAAGAUCAGAAAACUGGACAUGUCAUUAUUGGCACCUUGCCAUAAUUUAGUAGUUCUGGGGCUGGCAAUGAACAGGAUCAAGGUUAUACCAGCCGCAAUAUCACAGCUUGAGUCAAUCAGAAUCUUGCAACUUGAUGGAAAUCGCCUGACAGCCAUACCAGACGAAAUGAGUGAGGUAACAACACUAAAGUAUCUGAGUCUAAGCAACAACAGAAUAGAGUAUAUCCCUGACACUUUAUCCUCGUUAUCUAAUCUAGUUGGCCUCCUCAUGGACGGCAACUCCCUGACAGAGGUACCCACAUCAAUAGGUCAGCUCCAGAACCUCCGAGUCUUAUCAGUGAAACACAACUACAUAGAAACAAUCCCGGAAUCAAUCUCCCUGCUGGUGAACAUAGAGCUGGUGGACGUGUGUGAUAACAAGCUGACCAGACUCCCCACCACCAUCAGUGAGUUUAGUGAGAGAGUGGAACUGAAGACAAACAACAACCAGCUCACUCUGCCUCCGCAACAGGUGGCUGAUAAGGGUAUCAUCAGUAUCAAGGCCUUCCUGGACGGGUACGAGGAUUCUGUUGAGGUGGAAAGUAUCCACUCGGAGUUUGAGACUACUGCUAUCUAG
Messenger RNA from Bolinopsis microptera, 2253 nucleotides. RefSeq names its product leucine-rich repeat and IQ domain-containing protein 4-like. The record is from RefSeq and is a predicted model, not a curated record. Lineage: Eukaryota; Metazoa; Ctenophora; Tentaculata; Lobata; Bolinopsidae. Gene Ontology annotation, molecular function: protein binding.